AUGGCAAAUCUUGGACAUACAGACCUCCUGUCCCCAUCACGACAUACAGACGUCCUGUCCCCAUCAGGUCAUACAGACCUCCUGUCCCCAUCAGGACAUACAGACCUCCUGUCCCCAUCAGGUCAUACAGACGUCUUGUCCCCAUCAGGACAUACAGACGUCCUGUCCCCAUCAGGACAUACAGACCUCCUGUCCCCAUCAGGACAUACAGACGUCCUGUCCCCAUCACGACAUACAGACCUCCUGUCCCCAUCAGGAUAUACAGACCUCCUGUCCCCAUCAGGACAUACAGACCUCCUGUCCCCAUCAGGACAUACAAACCUCCUGUCCCCAUCAGGACAUACAGACGUCCUGUCCCCAUCAGGACAUACAGACCUCCUGUCCCCAUCAGGACAUACAGGCGUCCUGUCCCCAUCAGGACAUACAGACGUCCUGUCCCCAUCAGGACAUACAGACCUCCUGUCCCCAUCAGGACAUACAAACCUCCUGUCCCCAUCAGGACAUACAGACGUCCUGUCCCCAUCAGGACAUACAGACGUCCUGUCCCCAUCAGGACAUACAUACCUCCUGUCCCCAUCAGGACAUACAGACGUCCUGUCCCCAUCAGGACAUACAGACGUCCUGUCCCCAUCAGGUCAUACAGACGUCUUGUCCCCAUCAGGACAUACAGACGUCCUGUCCCCAUCAGGACAUACAGACCUCCUGUCCCCAUCAGGACAUACAGACGUCCUGUCCCCAUCAGGACAUACAGACCUCCUGUCCCCAUCAGGUCAUACAGACCUCCUGUCCCCAUCAGGACAUACAGACGUCCUGUCCCCAUCAGGUCAUACAGACCUCCUGUCCCCAUCAGGACAUACAGACGUCCUGUCCCCAUCAGGACAUACAGACCUCCUGUCCCCAUCAGGACAUACAGACGUCCUGUCCCCAUCAGGACAUACAGACAUCCUGUCCCCAUCAGGACAUACAGACCGUCCUGUCCCCAUCAGGACAUACAGACCUCCUGUCCCCAUCAGGACAUACAGACCUCCUGUCCCCAUCAGGACAUACAGACCUCCUGUCCCCAUCAGGACAUACAGACGUCCUGUCCCCAUCAGGACAUACAGACCUCCUGUCCCCAUCAGGACAUACAGACGUCCUGUCCCCAUCAGGACAUACAGACCUCCUGUCCCCAUCAGGACAUACAGACCUCCUGUCCCCAUCAGGACAUACAGACCUCCUGUCCCCAUCAGGACAUACAGACCUCCUGUCCCCAUCAGGACAUACAGACCUCCUGUCCCCAUCAGGACAUACAGACCUCCUGUCCCCAUCAGGACAUACAGACGUCCUGUCCCCAUCAGGACAUACAGACCUCCUGUCCCCAUCAGGACAUACAGACCUCCUGUCCCCAUCAGGACAUACAGACCGUCCUGUCCCCAUCAGGACAUACAGACCUCCUGUCCCCAUCAGGUCAUACAGACCUCCUGUCCCCAUCAGGUCAUACAGACGUCCUGUCCCCAUCAGGUCAUACAGACGUCCUGUCCCCAUCAGGACAUACAGACCGUCCUGUCCCCAUCAGGACAUACAGACGUCCUGUCCCCAUCAGGACAUACAGACGUCCUGUCCCCAUCAGGACAUACAGACGUCCUGUCCCCAUCAGGACAUACAGACGUCCUGUCCCCAUCAGGACAUACAGACCUCCUGUCCCCAUCAGGACAUACAGACGUCCUGUCCCCAUCAGGACAUACAGACGUCCUGUCCCCAUCAGGACAUACAGACCUCCUGUCCCCAUCAGGACAUACAGACCUCCUGUCCCCAUCAGGACAUACAGACGUCCUGUCCCCAUCAGGACAUACAUACGUCCUGUCCCCAUCAGGAUAUACAGACCUCCUGUCCCCAUCAGGAUAUACAGACCUCCUGUCCCCAUCAGGAUAUACAGACCUCCUGUCCCCAUCAGGACAUACAUACGUCCUGUCCCCAUCAGGACAUACAGACAUCCUGUCCCCAUCAGGACAUACAGACGUCCUGUCCCCAUCAGGACAUACAGACCUCAUGUCCCCAUCAGGACACACAGGCGUCCUGUCCCCAUCAGGACAUACAGACGUCCUGUCCCCAUCAGGACAUUCAGACCUCCUGUCCCCAUCAGGACAUACAAACCUCCUGUCCCCAUCAGGACAUACAGACCUCCUGUCCCCAUCAGGACAUACAAACCUCCUGUCCCCAUCAGGACAUACAGACGUCCUGUCCCCAUCAGGACAUACAGACCUCCUGUCCCCAUCAGGACAUACAGACCUCCUGUCCCCAUCAGGACAUACAGACCUCAUGUCCCCAUCAGGACACACAGACCUCCUGUCCCCAUCAGGAGCCCAAUGA
This is a messenger RNA of Pecten maximus, 2349 nucleotides long. RefSeq lists its product as uncharacterized. Lineage: Eukaryota; Metazoa; Mollusca; Bivalvia; Pectinida; Pectinidae. The transcript is spliced from 2 exons. The coding region runs from base 1 to 2349 and encodes 782 amino acids. The record is from RefSeq and is a predicted model, not a curated record.